This is a messenger RNA of Lathyrus oleraceus (garden pea), 525 nucleotides long. RefSeq lists its product as uncharacterized. Gene Ontology annotation, molecular function: RNA-DNA hybrid ribonuclease activity; nucleic acid binding. The coding region runs from base 1 to 525 and encodes 174 amino acids. The record is from RefSeq and is a predicted model, not a curated record. NCBI's taxonomy places the organism in Eukaryota, Viridiplantae, Streptophyta, Magnoliopsida, Fabales, Fabaceae. The transcript has a single exon.
AUGUAUUUAAAGGCAAAAUACUGUGAUGAACCAUUGCCAGAUGAAGGGCCAAAGUUGGGAUCCCGUUGGGGAUUGAUAUUUGAUGGAGUUGUUAAUGCUUACGGUAGUGGAAUUGGAGCCAUCAUUAUUACUCCUCAUGGUUCCCAUAUUCCUUUUUCCGGAAGGUUGACUUUCAAUUGUACAAACAACAUGGUGGAGUAUGAGGCUUGCAUUAUGGGUCUCAGAGAGGCUAUCUACUUAAGAAUCAAGAUUCUGGAUGUGUAUGGAGAUUCGACUUUGGUAAUCAAUCAGAUCAAAGGAGAGUGGGAAACUCGUCAACCCGGUUUAAUCCCCUACAAAGAUUAUGCAAGGAGGUUGUCAACCUUCUUCAAUGAAAUUGAGUUUCAUCAUAUUCCCCGUGAAGAAAAUAAAAUGGCAGAUGCAUUAGCCACUUUGUCCUCUAUGAUUGUUGUAAAAUGGUGGAAUGAUGUACCCGAAAAUGAUGUUAUGCGCGUUGACAGACUCGUUCAUCUAUUUUCAGCAUAA